Lucilia cuprina (Australian sheep blowfly) is the source of this 2085-nucleotide messenger RNA. RefSeq names its product nitric oxide-associated protein 1. The transcript is spliced from 2 exons. The coding region runs from base 79 to 2040 and encodes 653 amino acids. NCBI's taxonomy places the organism in Eukaryota, Metazoa, Arthropoda, Insecta, Diptera, Calliphoridae. The record is from RefSeq and is a predicted model, not a curated record. Gene Ontology annotation, molecular function: GTP binding.
AUAAUCAGAUGUUUUGUAACUUAUGUUCUAGUAGUAAAAAUAUUCGAAAAAUAUUAUUAAUAAGAAAUAUAAUUUACAAUGAUAAAGUUGAAUUCAACUUUAUUUAGAAUUAAGAGUAUAAAAUAUACUGCACAGCUUUCACGUUUCCUGUCCACAGAUUUUAAAGAAAAUACCAAAUUAAGUCUGCGCCAGAAAUCAUGGAUGGAUUCCCAACAAAGAUAUGAAAACCAUCAGCACAUUUUUUACAGUUCUCAUUUAGAGCUACAAGAUGAAUACAUGAGUUACGGACUAAAAAGAUCUAUACAAAAUAAAAUCAAAAAGGAUUUAAAACGGUACCGUAAAGAACAAAAAACAUUAAAUCGCUAUGGUUCAGAUGUACCUGAAGAUUGGAUGGAUGAUUAUGAGUACUACAAUGAAACAAAUGGCGAGAAUGGAUCAUUGCAGGAAAAUAAGUAUGGAACUGCUGAUCCGAAUAUACCUGCUUCAAUUGUACCAUGUAAUGGUUGUGGUGCCAUUUUACAUUGUAAACACCAGACAAGUCCAGGAUUCCUUCCAACCGAAAUAUUUAAGGGACGGACCGAAAAUGAGCUUAAAAGUCUAACUUGUCAACGAUGUCAUUUUCUAAAAAACUAUAACAUAGCUUUAGAUAUCGAAGUCACACCAGAAUCUUAUAUCGAAACUAUAUCAAGUAUUAAAGAUAAAUACGCUUUGGCUAUUGUUAUGGUUGAUCUACUAGAUUUUCCCUGUUCAAUAUGGCCUGGAGUACAUGAAUUAUUGGGAUCAAAAAGACCUGUUAUUAUUGUUGGCAAUAAAGUAGAUCUCUUGCCACGGGAUAGUAACAGCUAUUUGGAUCAUAUAAAACAAUGUUUGACUGAGGAAAUUCUUAAAUCGGGCUUCGAUCGAUUGAAUGUGAAAUAUGUGAGUUUGAUUUCGGCAAAAACUGGUUACGGAAUUGAAGAACUUAUUACACAAUUGCAAAAAAUAUGGGCGUAUAAGGGAGAUGUUUAUUUGUUGGGUUGUACAAAUGUGGGCAAAAGUUCAUUAUUUAAUGUUCUUUUAAAUUCGGAUUACUGUCGACCGGAAACAUCAGAUUUAAUACGAAAAGCUACUACCUGUCCAUGGCCUGGAACAACACUUAAAAUGCUCAAGUUUCCCAUAUUCAGACCAUCGGAAAUUCGAAUCUAUGAACGCUUUAAAAGACUGAAGUCAGAAAAGUUUCUAAAAGCCGAAGAAGAAAAACUCCGCAUAGAAAGUGCUCGUAAAACUGGAAACAUAUCUGAUGCAGUACCAGUAGGCACAAUUGGACGUACAUUCAUAAAAAAUAUUGAUGAUGUAGAUGAUGCCUUUGCUAUGAGUAAGGGAACUCAACCGAUAACAACAUUCAACGAGAGAAGUAAAGAAUAUCAAAAGUCGCGGUGGGUCUAUGAUACACCAGGUGUUUUACAUCCUGAACAAAUAACCAACUUGUUAACACCACAAGAGUUGGGAGAAUUACAACCCAAGCAAAUGAUUUCUCCUCGAUCUUAUCGUCUAAAACUGGGAAUGAGUUUAUUUGUAGGCGGCUUAGGACGACUAGACUUUAUUAAGAGCGAUUCAAAAGAUUUGGAUUGGGUACAAAUAUUUUUAUUUGCUUCAUUUGAUCUUCCAACAAUGAUUGUUGAAACCGAACAUGCUUUGGAAAUUUAUAAGAACUACUUAAAUACUCCACUAAUGAAAGUACCGAUGGGUGAUGAGGAGCGCCUACGAAAAUGGCCAGGCUUGCAGUGUUGCACAGAAGACUUAAUUGUAAAAGGAUACGUUUUAAAGAGUAAAACUAAAGAACUUAAUUGUUCAGGAGACAUUAUUCUCUCGUCAUCUGGUUGGGUUGGUGUACGCGCUCCGAUAGAUGUUCAUUGCAUUUUUCGUGCUUGGACACCACAUGCAAGAGGUAUAUUCUUAAGAACACCGUCCCUUGUUCCCUAUGCCGAACGUAUAAUUGGAAAAAGAAUAAGAAAUUCUUUAGCGUAUAAUACAACGAAGCCGUUUGUUUUUAAAAAAUGAUAUCCGUUUUUUAGCACAAUAAAAAAUGUAUAUUUACAUAUGUAA